This is a messenger RNA of Porites lobata, 9820 nucleotides long. Lineage: Eukaryota; Metazoa; Cnidaria; Anthozoa; Scleractinia; Poritidae. The record is from the annotation of a GenBank genome assembly.
UACUGCGAAGAUCAUGUUCACUUUCUUACAGUUGACUUUUCGUUCCGUACCGAUGAACCGGAUUUAUUUCUUUCCGGUCUCCUUUUUGAUUAUCUCGAGGUUCAUGGUUUGUUGAUGUGAUUUUUGUGAGCCUGGGUAAAAAAAUCACAAAAAUAAAAAAAAUUCAAGGAUCUACCAACAAUUGUUGUCAAGUUAAAUUUGACAUUUGUUCAAUUCACAUAUUUGUUUCCUUUUUUUUGUUGUUGUUCAGUUAAAAUUUGACGAUUGUAUACAACUCCUUUCCCCCCCGCCGAAAACAGCCUAGGACUAGUAUAAAUGCAUUCAUUUCGUUUGCUGGAAUUUUAAAUUAUGAUGUCGUUAAUUCAGAGAGGUGACUAUCCCACCGCCCGGGACCGUCCCGUAUGUUUUACUGCGUCCACCGAACGUCUACCCGGCUGUGAAAUGCAUGACUGCUAUUGUCCGUCUUAGUAUCGAAACUAAGCAAUCACGGUCUUUAUUUCCUAAAUUGGUAAUGUUAUAUAAUCAAUAAAAUCUCGCAAUUUGGUUGUGAUCAUACACAUUUAUCAGUAUGGUCUCAGAUCGAUAAUUCCUUGUGUCCAGUCCCGGUUAGUAGGAACAAAAUUGCGACAGACCAGAGAUCUAUUUGAUUUAUUGAUUCGAUGUCUCUCAAAAGUCCUUCGAAGGUGAUCAUUUCACCUAUUUUUAACAAAGGGGUGCGAUUUGUGGAGGGAGGACUUUUAUUUGAGGAAAUACGGUGUCAUUCAGCCCAACGUCAGUUUUCAAGUUGUCUAUCCUUCGCCCUUUCGUCGUGCAUUUCAGAAGGGUAAUAAAAUUGGUUAUAUUACCUCUCUGGCCCUCUCUGUCGUUUUUACUACUUAAAAGCAAGUGAACCAAGUUUAUUCUACAAGCAACAACGGCCAAAAAGGCGAUGUUUAUAGUAGAAAGAUGUUAUCAGUCGGUGACACAGGCAGCUUCCGGAGGGGAGGGGGGGGGGUACUCCCUUAUAUUUUCCUUAAGGCUAUGUGCAGCCCCAAAAGGUAUGGUUUUUAACCGUUUUGGUCUGAAUUCGGGUAUGGUUUUCGAGGGAAUACAGCUGCGGUGAACAUAUCUGUCGUUUCAAUUCCAAAUGAAUAAGAAAGAGUCAAUAUGCGCAUUCGAAAUGGAUUUUAAGACACGUUUUGUUGGCGUUCUAAUCUUAGUAAUGAUUUCAUUAUUUCUGCCUACGCUAUGUCUGAAAACGGGUGUGGAAAAUGACAAAUUUUGUUUGUCUGAAACAGGGUCACGAUUUGGAGAACCGGGCAGCACAUCCCCACCAAGAAUUCCCAGGAGUACUCUCCCCCCCCGGAGGCGGCACGAAAGAAAGAAUCCGAAUACUUCCAACAGGAGUAGAAUAUUCAUGUUAUUUAUUCAUGUGUUUUACAUUACAGUGUACUGCGGUACUGUAUUGCUUUGCACCAAUAUAUGUUAGGAUUACUCUGGUCUAGCAACCCUCUGAUUAGCAUCGACCAAACCAUCUUCUGACUCUUGCGUUGAACAAUAGCUUGUUUUCCACAUGUUUUUCCCAGUUAAAAAUAUCGCUUGUUAAAACCGCAAAUAAACCUAAUUUAAAAAGACAAACAAACAUACAGUUAAUACUUUUGUUUGUUUGUUUUUUAAUUAGAACUCAAUUAGGAGCUAAUUAAAUGUUAUUUUUACAUGAUACAAUGGUUCGCUUCCACUUCAAAAGCAUAUAAUUAACCCAAGUUAUUAAGAGGUGUUUUCAAUCUCAAAAUAAAUACUUGACCAGGCAAUGACUUUUGCAGUGCGUAAAUCGAUGUUUCAUUUUUCAGUCGGUAUCCUUCGCGAUUGCAACAGGAGAAUAUUCCUGUAGAAAUUUUCAUAGCUAAAGUGUUUUCUUUAUCAUUACUUUAUUGAAGGCCAUACAGAGUGACUACGACAUUUGCAAGAGCUCUUUCAUGGGUAGGUAUUCCUAUUUUUUCGCGAAAUUUUUGCCACGAUGUUUAUGGGCAUCGCGCGCACGUUGUUGACGCUGUAAAACUGUCGUUGAUUUGAACUUGCUGGAAUUGUUUUAGUGAUGCGAUUUAUCAGCGAUUUUCUGGGCGAGCCUAACCAAAACACACUCUUUGUGGAUUAUCGUUAAAAUUAGACGCGCCCUUCAGCAACUUGAGCCGCUAGAAAGCAGUAUAGGAAACAAAAAUGAGUGUAAAUGAAGCAGGAUAAUGCUUUUAUUCAGUUAUUAGACUCUUAUAUACGUACAUGUUAAACUUAUGGUAGUCGUGGAGCCCUAUGACAGAGCAUGUGUUUUUUGCGGAGUUAAUACCGCGCUUUAGGGCAGAACAUUUUUACCAAAUUUUUAGGUGCUCCAUAUUGAACUUUUAGCAUUAGAAAACAUAGAUUUAAGAAGAAAGUUAUUAUUCUUUUUCUUUUUUUUCCGCAAUCUUACUGGAGACAUUUCACGCAACGAUAGUUCCGAAACUGGCCCAAUCACCUACUGAACCCUAUUUCAUAAUCAAAGAAAAUUUUUGAGGAAGGGGAUCUCAACCGGCACCGAAUUUUCGAAUUCCACUUACCUAUCAAGAAGCUCAACUUGGUCUGCCUCUCCCCGUUCACUAAGAACAAGUAGCUUAAUUAUAUAUUUGUGAUGAAAAAUAGACUGCUUUUCAGAUAGUAGAUCGCGAUCGCGCUCGACUAUCUGAACGCCUGGAACAGGCUAGGUGGAAAUUAUGAGAUUUAAAAAGGAUACAACUAUUUCCUAAAGGUGAGAUAAAUAGUAGUGGAUAAAUACCCGUAUCUAAGGCGUUUCACCGACCCUGAACUGAAGGGGUUAAUAGAUGGUGCUUCGGGAAUUUUGUCACAAGUGUAUUCUUAUGAUUUUUCUGGCGAAUACUUUUCAGUAUUUACCAACCUGCCAAAUUUUGUCUCUUUCUUGCCUUUCUUGGUAUUUGUUGGACUGAACAGCUUCCUCAUCUUGUCUUCCCACAUAUCACUAUGAUCCCAAACUAGUGAAUUCGUGGUUUUCAAUCACAUGCCGAGGAGGCCAUGUUAGCGGUCAAAACAAUAAACAUUUCUUUUUUAGGAAUUUUCAUGAAAAUGGUGUUUAGUUCCCAGAGAAGAGAGUUGCUUUUGUUUUUGAAAUAUUGGGUAAAUUAUAAAACUAGAUUAAAUGAUUUAAUAAAUCUAAUUUCUAAUGAACCAAGCUUUUUUCGUCCGAGUAUAACAAACGCUGACAAUUGUGAAGUUUUACAACGGUUCCCUCAUUGUCCCCAGAGAACAAGACAACUCUUAGCAAACAUCCUCCAUGAAGAAUAACCUUUAUUAAUUUAUACCGCUCAGGGUAGCCCCUUCAGACGCAAAAAGCUGUCUGUUAUCAAUGGGAGCCCAUGACUGCAGCCUCGUAGAUCUUGCUUACCUUCUGAACGUAAAACCCACCCAAGGGUGGCUUUUUCUUUGUGGCUUUUUUGCCCUACAUAAGGAAUAACACUCAGUGUUUUAUGAGCUAGUUGAACAAACACAUAUCCCAAGUGGGCGCUCCAUAGUCUUCUUUUUACAGAGAACACAUUUGGGGAUAAGCGACUAGAAAAACUGAACAGUCUUAAGUUAAUUCGUAUGAGCUAAUCAAAAUUGAUACAAAAACUGCCUUGUAGAAUAUGUAUAAGUAUUGCUAUUAUUGAUGAAAGUUAGCUUUGUCUAAACGAAAUAUUUGGCAAAUUAAUUACCUAUUAAUCCUUGUCCGAUUAGCCUUGUCUUUAAUUUAAAUCUUUCAGUAAAUGGCUUAUCAGUGUCUAACCUGAGAUCAGGCCCAAUUUUAGCAGUUCUCAUACAUUCUCUCUUACGUCGCUACGCUGCCCGCCGAAAUGUUAUUUACAAAGCGAAACAAAAAUAGAGCUUGAUCUCGGGUUAAUCAGUAUCAGGGUACAGCAGAGGGUUGAACCCUCCAAACUGGUAAUUUGUGAUUUCAUGGGUUUUGAUCCCGUCAUGAAUGCCAAGUUUUUCCUUGGGGGUGAAGUGACCUCCAUUUGAAGGGGGUGGUGAUCUCAACCAAUCACAACGCACGAUACCUAUAUCCAGAAAUGGAUAUCUCCCGGACUGAUUAGCAAGCGGAAGUUUACGGUAUAACACCUUUCUCACAACUGGCACUUCACCUGAUGUCACCUAAGUUCGUUUCUCUUUCAGAUAUGAGUUCUUCAAGGUCUUUAAAUGAUGAUGAUUCUUCAUCUCCUUCUAAUUCUCCCGUCAAAAAACAACUCGAUUUCUCAGCCAAGAUAAGACUCAUACCAGAAGGAGGGUGGGGCUGGAUAAUAUGCGCUGCUGCUUUCGGAACACAGCUGAUUGUUAUGGGGAUUCAUAACUCGUUUGGGAUUCUUUAUACCACAUUGUUAGAAGAAUACAAGAAAACUAAAGCUGAAACAGGUACCCAAAGUAGACUGUUCACAGUCCCCUAUUCUUCCUUAAGAUCGUCAAGAUCUAGCGCUUUACGUUAUGGGCGGCCAUCUUAGUUUACUUUCAAAUGUUCGGAGUAUAGCCUGGAAAUGAGUGUCAAAUCCACUUAGAGGGCGAGGGAUGGUUUGGUGCAUAUAAAUGAAACAAGAUGGCCACCCGUACUGGUAAGCACUUAACCCUUACCCAUUUCUCUUCAAUUCUCUUUUCCUCAUCCCAUUCUAAUCCGUUCUAUUCUCUUUCAUCUCGUUUAUUCCCGUGCCACACCGUUCUGUUCAUCUUAUUCAUUUCCAUUCCCUCUUAUUGCAUCAUCUUUGUUAUUUGAACCAUAUUUAGUAGAGGAGACUGGUUAGGAAAGCCGGGAAACAUCAAAGUUGAAAGCUAUGGUGUUGUAGUUUAUGUUGGAAGCUCCCUGACCGUGAACAAUCCUUUGUUUUCUGUUCACAAAUUGUGACUAAAUAAACUAACGCAAUGUUUCUAUCGGUCAAUAACUUCAAAAUGAUAGGAAUGCUACCGUAAAAUUCCGAAAAUAAGCCCCGGGGCUUAUAUUUUUCAAAGGCCCUUUUUGAGGGGCUUAUUUUUGGAGGGGCUUAUAUUCGGAGGGGCUUAUCUACGGAGGGAAAUUUGCGUUUCAAAAUCGAUUGGGCUAGCCAUAUAGUUGGAAGUAAAUUUACCGUUUUUGCUUUGUUAUACUUUGUAUUUGAGGGCAAUUUUCCAAGUACAAGCCCCCGGGGGGCUUAUAUUUGGAGGGGCGAUUUAACGGAGGGUUUUUGCGUUACCGGUUUUGGGAUCUUAUAUUUGGAGGGGCUUAUUUUCGGAAUUUUACGGUAUUGAACGUUGUGCACGGUCAGGUUCAAAAAAGCUAACAAAAACCUAUAACAAAGGGUUUCCCAACCAUUCCACUUUAAUUAACUAUGUUUGAACUGAUGAAAUGUAUAAAAAAGUCAUUUUUCUCAUUCCAUUUCAAAGGUUUAAUAGACUACAUAAUUUAAAAAAUGAUUAUGUACAGAGCCCAAAGGCUGCUGUUAUGUAUUUAAAUUUGAACACAAUUCCCUAAUCUCAUUGCAAAUAGUUCUUCAGCCGCUUUGGGUAUAAACUGUUCAAGAUCAAAAAUAUAUUGUAGUGAGGUACCUCGACAGUACUACACAAUUAAUCGAUCACAAAAAAAAAACAAAAAAAAAGAUUGUAAACUGUCACUGACAAGCCGGAGAUUUCACGAGAAAAACUGUUUCUCGUCUUAUACUCUACAUUUUUUUAUUUUUUUUUAUUUUCCAAUACAGCAUGGGUAGGCUCUGUCAGUGUCGGCGUCAUGUAUCUUUUUGGACCUAUCACAAGCGGUCUGAGUGAGAGAUUUGGCUGCAAAAUCGUGGCAUUCCUUGGGGGUUUUCUGUGUAUCCUGGGAUUGCUCCUGACGUCAUAUGCUACAGAUCUUCCGAAGCUCUAUGUAACAUAUGGCAUCCUCUGGGGUAUAGGGUCCAGCUUUUGCUACUUUCCUACGUUAACUGCUCCGGGAGAGUACUUCUGCCAUCGACUUUCCUUAGUAAAUGGAAUUGUCACUGCUGGUUAGUUGUUUAACCGAGUAAAAACCUGGUAAUCCAUUGUUCAAUUGUCAUGCGUGUAUCUUACACCAAAAUAUGUUUCUUUCAUAGUUUCCAAUCUAGUUGAGUUAGUUGUAAAUAAAUCAGUAGAAACUGAAGAGUUUUAUAGGAAUUCAAAGCCAACCUGUAGCUGAGCUUCAAAGCGUAUGACUCUCUCCUUCCGAUACCGACAUACGACUUUAUGAGAACAGCGAAGAACUAACCUUGAAUUUUCUAAAUACGUAGAAUGACUGAGCUAGUCCUUUGCAGCAUACAAGUAUAAAUCUAUAACAGAAUACAUGGUCUUUAAGAACGGAAAUUUAUAGAAAAAAUUUAUUGAAAGGAGAGUUCAUAUACCGUAAAAUUCCGAAAAUAGGCCUCAGGGCUUAUAUUUUUCAAAGGCCCUUUUUGAGGGGCUUAUUUUUGGAGGGGCUUAUCUACGGAAAGAAAUUUGCGUUUCAAAAUCGAUUGGGCUAGCCUUAUAGUUGGAAGUAAAUUUUUUUGCUUUGUUGUACUUUGUAUUUGAGGGCAAUUUUCCGAGUACAAGCCCCCCCCCCCGCGGGGGGGGGGUUUAUAUUUGGAGGGGCAAUUUAACGGAGGGUUGUUUGCGUUACCGGUUUGGGGGGCUUAUAUUCGGACGAGCUUAUACAUUGAGGGGCUUAUUUUCGGAAUUUUACGGUAUUAUAUAGACUGUUUUUUAACCUAGAAGGUUCUUACCAAGGAGCCAUGUAUGUACGAGAGAACCAGCUCCAAUAAAUUCUUCUUUUAUUUUCACAGGCAGUGGAAUAGGCACACUAGCAUUCGGUCCAGUCCUCCAACACAUUCUCCAGCGCUAUGGUCUUGUUACGUCACUGCGCAUUCUCAGUGGAGUGUCUGUCCUGCUGCCUCUGACGUCACUUACUUACAAGACAUUUCGUUCGCCACUGGAAGACCUUUUUGAAAUAAAGAAACAGCCAGGGCCUUUCUUUGACCUAAGCGUGUGGCAAAACAAAGCCUUUUGUGUUUACACAGGCGCGGUGGCCCUUUUCAUGCUGGGAUAUUUCAUUCCUUAUGUGCAUUUGGUAGGUAAACUUCCGCACAUUCCUAUGUCCUUUUCGUGUCCACAUCCGCACCUUUUCCAAGAAAUUUUGAUAAUUAAUUGCUGCCGCGCGAGAGAGCCUAAGUCGAGCGAGUAAUGCACCAGACCUAAUCCGUACAGGGACAAUUAUUUUCAAUUUCUACCCGUGAUGCAUUUGAAUUUUUAACCACAAUGCACUUUUUUACCACAAUGCCUUGCACACAAUGCUUUGGCGUCGCAAUAUCAUCGCUACGCGCUAAACGCUACUCAUAAAGCCGGAUUCUAAUUGCGCGCGCUAGCUGAACGCGAGAUAAAUGCAAACCUAAUUUGGCGAUACAAAUUGACACCAAGGCAGCACUCUUUUACAUAUUAGGUACACUAGUUAUUAUUAUAAAUACGUUAUUAUCCUCUCCCCUUCUGGGGCUCUUCAGGGAAAAUGAAACAAACAAAUUCAAAUGAACAUAGUAAGGUUAAGAAUCCAACUGGUAGGGGGGCAAUUAGUUGGCUAUUUUCAAGCGUGGCCGAGGAUUUCAACUCGAGACGACUGAGAACAAAUCCAGCAAGUGGCCAGAGCGGUACUCCAACUCGGGACCGCUGGAUUGCGAGUCCGACGCGCUGAUCACGCAGACACGCUGCGUCCUUCCUUUGCUAAAGCGAAAACUGAUGUUAUCAAACAAACAUAGAAUACAUCGCCCCUUGCCAUUAAAAAAGCGCAUUUCAUCCCCCUGAUUUGGCAAAUGCCGUAAAUGAUGGACAUUUUAGGUCAGCAUUUGCUUAAAGACAACUUUGUGGGGCACACCACUGCAACACAACACUGUAAGCCUAUGUUUACUUAAGCAGAUUGAUAGCCUGCAGUGCAAGCGUUUUCUUCGGGCGAGCAAAUGUUUUGCGCGCGAAAGCGCCAUGUUGAAAUUCCAAAAGAGAGGAGGAAAUGAGGCUUGUCAAAAGGGUUACCAUUUUUACUCUUCCAAAUCUUCUUCUCUUUCAAAUCUCCUUCCCUUGAGUGUGUUUUGAAGUGCUUCUCUUGAUCACGGUUCAAAUGAUUUUUUUGCCAAACAGGUCAGUCACGUAGAGGGGCUUGGAAUUUCACCCUCUAAAGCCGCCUUGUUAAUUGGUUUCAUGUCCAUUGCCUCAACAAUCAGUCGGAUCAUCUUCGGUAAAUUUUCAGACCAUCCGAAAGUGAAUCGAUUGUUCAUGACGCAGCUGGCGAUCACGGGCUUUGGGAUAACAACAACACUUUGUCCAGUUGCGAAAGAUUAUGCUUCCUUGGUGACGAUAGUAGUAUUUCUGGGUCUGUUUGAUGGCUUGUACGUAGUGCUCAUUGCCGUUGUCAAUACAGAUAUCGUGGGAGUCCAUAAGCUAUCGGCGGCAUUGGGAAGUGUUUAUGGAGUCAUAUCGAUAACUCUCACAGUUGGACCUCCUUUUGCCGGUAAGAUUUCAGCAAUACCUGUAUGCUUUAUUACAGUAACUCAAUUAAUAAAAAGGGUUUUUUUGUGCCCUUCAUGUUUAGACAUGGUAUCGUUCACGACUGUUUGAGAGUUUCGCGAGAGCUUGAAAGGACGUGUUUUUUCUGGUUCUCCAAAGGUUCCACUAGCAUACUACUAACUUAGCAUCAUCUUGAUCUACCCUCUCCUCCAUCAGUACCUUUACCUAGUAAAUGAUUGAUCCAUUUGCUGAAGACAGUAAUAGACGCUCUCCUGCCAUUCUUAUUCCAGGCCUGAUGUUUGACACGCUUCAUUCUUACCACACUGUAUUCUACAUUUGUGGAGCAACAUCCACCUUGUCAGCCUGUCUCAUGUUCCUCAUUCCAUGGCUUAUGCCCAACCAACAGGGGGGUACUUUCCGUCGAGAUUCCGCGCUGAGCCGCCUGGAGAGUCUCCUGAGUUCACUGCCACCAACUCCAAGGAGAAUUUCAAGAAGAAAUUUCGCUCACGAUAGUCAAGGUAGUGGAACAGGCGAUAGUGACGACGGCAGGGGUGGAGACAGUCUUUGUGAAGCUGACAGGAUUGAAAUGGAGUUUCUGCAAGGAUCUGUGUCCAACGACGUGGAAGACGAUGACCAAGACGGCGGCACAAGGCGACCGGAUGAUGGCCUCCGCCAGGAUACCUCCAUAAACACUGUCUUUAAUUCAACCAUGUCUCAUCGUGGAUCCAUCACAAAGUUUCUACUGCAACAACAGCUUCAAUCAUGGAGUAGGUCUCCUUCACCACUAUCGGAUUCCUGUCGAGGAUCAGGUCAAGGAAACCAGUCAUCGCGUGGCGACUCAUCAAGAAGCUCGCUGAGCAGUUACUUUGGGGGCUCAAGGAGAGCGUCAUGUUCAACUUCCUCAAAAUCGAAGAGCUCCAGCAAGCCUACGCCAACGGGCUCAAUUCGCGAUUCUGUUAAACUUGGAGAAUCAACCAGCGAAGAGACAUCAGAGUUGAACUCUGACGAACUGGAACCAGAGAUAGACGAGACGACAGUGGAUUUCUUGCAUGUUGAUGCUUUAUCUCGUCGAAUCUCCGAGGUGAGCACGGUCGUGGCUUCAUGCAGGGAGUCUGGACAGAGCACCGUGGUUUGUUCAAAUCGCAGCAGUGUUGUCAAGGUAGCUCUAAGUCCUAAGGUCAGCCUGCAGGAGGAAGACUCUCAGCAGCAGCGUUCCGUGAAAGACCCCGACAUGCUUCAUGUGCUUGCCGCUCGUCUUUUGCAGGCUACGCGUGAAAAAGAGAAUAAUUUUGACGGUAAAGAACUCAAAGAGUCAGUAGUGUAA